Hypanus sabinus (Atlantic stingray) is the source of this 5600-nucleotide messenger RNA. RefSeq names its product reticulocalbin 1, EF-hand calcium binding domain (gene rcn1). The record is from RefSeq and is a predicted model, not a curated record. Gene Ontology annotation, molecular function: calcium ion binding. Lineage: Eukaryota; Metazoa; Chordata; Chondrichthyes; Myliobatiformes; Dasyatidae. Bases 287 to 1270 code for a protein of 327 amino acids. Gene Ontology annotation, cellular component: endoplasmic reticulum. The transcript is spliced from 6 exons.
AUCGGAGGCGCGUUAACAAAACCGAGCGCCGCCGCCGCAGCGAGAGAGCCGAUCGCUGAGUGGCUCAGGCCGGGAUCAAGGGGUAAAGCAGCGGAGGGACGCACCAGCCGCUGGGUUUGAACUAACAGCUACCUGCAUGGCACGGAUUUCACAGAGCGCCCAUUAAGAGGCAUCGAGGGCUGUAAAAUUUAAUAACAGGUAUUCACCUGGAAGAAGGUGGGAUAUUACACGGGACAGAAGCUUCUGAUUUCCUGAAUUGUGUCGUUCUCUAUUACAUUGUUUCUUUAUGCUUACAAUGUAUCCCGAUGCGAGCCGGUGGAGGGGACUGUAUCUGCUGCUGCUCUAUGUCACGGGGGGCUGCCCCAAACCCACCCUGAGGAACGAGCGAGUCCACCAGGAUCCGGCACUCAGCGAGAAGCCGCACCAGGACUCGGCUAACUUCGAAUACGAUCACGAGGCCUUUCUGGGCAAAGAAGAAGCCAAGACUUUCGACCAACUGAGCCCCGAGGAGAGCAUCGAGAGGCUGGGGAAGAUUGUAGAGCGAAUUGAUGAUGAUAAGGAUAAUUAUGUGACCUUGGAGGAGCUGAAGGCAUGGAUUAUACGGGUACAGAAACGGUAUAUUUAUGAAAAUGUAGCCAAAGUAUGGCGGGACUAUGACCUUAACAAAGACAACAAAAUUUCCUGGGAAGAAUACAAACAAGCAACAUAUGGCUAUUACCUUGAGAACCCUGAUGAGUUUCCGGAUACUGCUGAUCAGUUCAGUUUCAAGAAGAUGUUACCCCGGGAUGAGCGGCGAUUCAAGGCGGCUGACCUGGAUCGAGACCUGGUGGCCACCAGGGAGGAGUUCACAGCUUUUCUGCACCCAGAAGAGUUUGAUCACAUGAAAGAAAUUGUUGUUUUCGAAACGCUUGAAGACAUUGAUAAGAAUGAAGAUGGAUUUGUGGAUGAAGAUGAGUACAUUGCUGAUAUGUAUACAAAAGAUGAAGGUGCAGCCGAGCCCGAAUGGGUGAAGACCGAGCGGGAGCAGUUUUCUGAUUUCCGUGACUUGAACAAGGAUGGGAAGAUGGACAAGGCUGAAAUCCGACACUGGAUCCUUCCAGAAGAUUAUGACCACGCCCAGGCCGAAGCCAGGCACCUGGUCUACGAGUCCGACAAAAAUAAGGACAAAAGAUUAUCGAAGCAGGAGAUUCUGGACAACUGGAAUAUGUUUGUCGGCAGCCAGGCCACCAACUAUGGAGAAGACCUGACUCGAAAUCACAGUGAGUUGUGAGGCCAGCCAGGAGAAAUAAUGCUGGAUGAUUCACCUCCACUGGGAAGUUCAGAGACGUCUCGAUUGAAGAUGAAGAAGUGGAUUAACAGGCUGCAGCUUCUUGCCGCAUGUUAAAUGACUGAAGUUGUCCGUCAGUUCUGCUCUACUAAUAUAGCCCACUCUUUACCUCAUUCACUCAUGGGCUACCUUUGCCCAAAUACCUGACUGAACUGAUGCCAAUCAAUGUACAAAGACUUUGCAGCAGAGUUGUUCAGUUGAGGACAUUGGGAACCAUUGGACACAUCCAGUUUUAUUCCCCAAGCAGGAGUUUGGCUGCUUUCUCAUUUUUGCUCUGUUACCUUUUGCCAUAACGAACAAAACCCUAAUAAUCUCUUAUGGAACAGUUAGGAGUUGGUUGUCAUGCUUCCAAACUAGAUUCUCAUCAUUCCUAAUUUGGGAGCAGAUGGUACAGGAGAAUAUUUUUUGAUUUUCAUUUUGCCCUGCCCUUGUGAUGCCCACCACUUGGAGGGGCAGGGUUAUGUUUCUGUCCAAAUUAUAAAGCACCCUAACUUGGAUAUGUGGAUCACUGCCUUUUGGUCUUCGGACCUAAGUCUCUGUCUGAUGUCACCUGCGAGACUUCCUUCGCUGGGUGCAUUGCAAGUGUGAUUUCUUGGGUUAGUAGGGGAGUUGAAGGUUAAGGGGAGAAGGGGGUUAAGAGGCAAAAUAAAUCACCAUGAUUUGAUGGUGGAGCAAACUCGAUGGGCCUAAUUCUGCUCCUAUGUCCUAUGAUCUUACUGAAGUAGAAGAGGUCCUACCUCCUUUUCAAAGGAAGACACCAGCCCUGUCUGCAAUGCCCAUGUGCUGAGAAUGCAUAGAAUGUAAGACUUCCAAUUCAUCUUUCCAAAUGACACUGUCAUUCAUCUUACUAGUAAACACACUUGCAAUAAUUGGACCACUUCUCAUUUACAGAGUGCUUUUGUGGCCACUUGCUGUCCACCUGGGCCUUGCCAAAGUGGUCUUAUUUUGACGGAUGUAGUGGUUCAUUUGCAGAUUGCUAGCAUGACAAGUGGGGGGGGGGGGGGAUGGAGAUGACGAUGGAAGGAAGGUAAUGAGUACAAGCUGGCAGGUGAUGGGGGAUGAUGUAAGAAGCUGGCAGGUGAUAAAUGGAAGAGGUAAAGGGAUGAAGAGGAAGGAAUCUGACAGAAGAGGACAGUGGGCCAUGAAAUAGAACUUUGGAUGAUCCUGAUUUAAUGGAGGAUGCGACAUGAGAGACCUGUUACAUUAGUUUAAAUGGGAAUAGUUUUGUCCAGCAACCUAGAGCAGCAUCUGGGUAGAGGUGGGCCUGUUGCAGGUGAUAAUACUAUGGAGGUUGAUGUUGGUGGUCUUGGUGAUAGGUUCAGAUUCAUUUAUUUAUCACAUGUACAUGGAAAACAUUCAGUGAGAUGUUUGUGUCAAUAACCAGCACAGCUGAAGGAUGUGCUUGGGCAGCCCACAAGUGUCACUACACAUUCUGGUGCCAACAUAGCACAGCAACAAUGUUCAGCAGAACAAAACAAUGUACCAUGCAAUGAAACAACAACAGCAAAACAAGCACUGUUCCUAAUGCACAGUCACCCCCUCACCCCCCCCCCCCCCCCGCUCCCAGUAGACUCGCGUGGUUGCAAGUAUUUUGGGAAUUAAGUGGAUUAGUGAGGUUUCUGGCCAGCCGGGUUGGUGAUAAACAAUAGGUAAAGCCCCCUUAAGAGGUAUCCGCAUGCCUAGUCAUUAUCAGAUGAGCAGUGCGACAGGUUUUGGAGAACAAUGGGUGGCGGUGGUACUUGUGAGGCAGAACUGGGCACCUUUACCAGCAUGUGGGACCUGACAUAUUUAGAUGGUUUGGUUCUUGGCUUGCCCAGAUGUCAUCUAGGAGGGCAUGAACAGAGAAGCUUUGGAAUCCCAAUCUCUGCUGCAAUAGACUGGAGAGAUACUGGUGGAUCAGGUGAGAUGGUACGAGGGGAACUGAGGGGAAACAUUUAUGUGUGUGUUUAUAGGAUACAUUCAGAGGGCCGGUUUAAGUACAUGAGAAUUCAAAUAGAGAACAGUACAGACCCUUCAGCACAUAAUGUGCUGACCUAUUUCAACCUUCUCUGCGAUCAAUCUAACCUACACAGCCCAUAAUACUCUCUUUCUAUUUCCAUUUCAUCUAUGUGUCUAUCUUAAGUGUUUCUUAAAUGUCCCUAAUGCAACUGCCUCUACCACAACCUCCAACAGCGUGUUCCAGGCACCUGCCAUUCUAUUGUAAAUAACUUACCUCUGAUAUCUCCCCCAAACGUUCCUCCAUUCACUUUAAACAGAUUUUCGCUGGAAUUGGACAUUGCUGCCCUGGCUAAGAGGUUUUCUUAACUCCUUUAUCAAUGCUUCUCAUAAUCUUAUACACCUUUGUCAAUUUGCUUUUCAUGCUCUGUCACUCCAAAGAGAAAAGCCCAAGCUCACUCAACCUUUCCUAAUAAGACACAUUCUCUGAUUUCCUCUGCACCCUCACUAAAGCUUCCACAUCCUACCUAUACAGAGGUGACUAGAACUGAACACAAUUCUCCAAGUGUGAUCUAACCACAGGAUCAGUCCAUGUAUUAUGUGGAUUCAUGUUCGUCAUCCAUAAAAAGUUAUACAUAUGAAGUAUGAUCUAAUAACUCUGAUGGAAGUGACAACCUAUUAACCUACUCUAAGAUCUUCCUCACAGGACCCUUCACAACCUUUCAGGGUGUCUCUUGGCUCUUUAUUGUGUGAUGGUUGACUGGGUCUUGAAGUUAGGAUAUGGACAGCAAGGCUCUGACUGAGAACUCAUUGUGAAGCUGAUCAGGUGGAAGAAGACAGUGAAAAUAUUUUUUGAAAGUGUCAGCUGGAAUUGAAACAGUAAAUUCUUCGAAAGCCCUUCCAUUCACAUUUCACUUGGCUAGUUAGAAUCCUCAAUCUGUCAACACAUAACAUUCAGUCAAGCAGUCUCAACAACAUCAUUUGAAAGGAUCAGUAUUUGAAUAGAUGGAAUAUGAAAGGAUUUGACAGAAUGGGCAGGGGUAUGGGACCAAAGUAGAGAGCUUCCAUCAAAGUGUGGAGGUGAACAAAAUGGCUACCUGCCAUGUGACUUCUCUGGACUCACUAGAAAUUGCAGAUGCUGGAAUCUGGAGUGAGAAACAAACUGCUGGAGUAAUUAGAAUUUAAAACAGUACUGGCCCUUUGGCCCAUGAAGUUGUGCUGACCUUUUAACUUGCUCUGAGAUCAAUCUAACCCUUCCUGCCACAUAGCCCUUUUUUUCUUUUAUCCAUGCGCCUAUCUAAGAUUCUUAAAUGACCCUAAUGUUUCUGCCACUAGCAUCAGUGAGAUCACACUCUGUUUUUAAAAAAUAAACUUGCCUCUGAUAUUCACUAUGCUUUCCUCCAAUCACCUUAAAAUGAUGAUGCCUCAUAUUUAGCCAUUUUCACCCUGGGGGAAAAGGUCUCUGGCUGCCCACUCGAAUUCUGCCUCUCAUCAUCAUGUACAUCUCUAGCAAGUCACUUCUCAUUCUCCUUCACUCCAAAGUGAGAAGUCGUAGCUUGCUCAAUCUAUCCUCAAAAGAUAUUCUCUCCAAUUCAGGCAGCAUCGCGGUAAAUCCUCUCUAUAACCUCUCUAAAUCUUCCAUAUCCUUCCUAUAAUAGAGCGAUCAGAACUGAAUACAAUAUUGCAAGUGUGGUCUUACCAGAGUUUUGUAGAUCUGCAACAUUACCUUGCAACCCUUGAACUUGACCCCCUGACUAAUGAAGGCCAGUGCUCCAUACACCUAAUUGCACAGCAGCUUUGAGAGAUCUACAGACAUGGACCCCAAGAUCCCGCUGUUCCUUCACUCUAUGAAUCUUGCCAUUAACCCUGUAUUCUGCUGUCAAAUUUGACCUUCCAAACGGAAUCACUUCACGCUUGCCUGUGUUGAACUCCGUGUGCUAUUUCUGAGCCCAGCUCUACAUCCUAAGAAACGUCACAUUGUAACCCUUGACAAACUUCUACAGUACAUAUGCCACCACCAAACUUGGUGUCAUCUACAAAUUCAGUGGUUCAAGUAGCACCUGUGGAGGCAAUGGUUGUCCUUUCUUGCAAUAUUGACUAUUUCCUUGCUUCCACAGAUGUUGAUUAGCUUUGCUGAGAUCCAGUAGCAGUUUUUGUUUGCUCAAUAUAACUUCUCUGGCUUUAUGUGGAAUCACACAAACACCAAGGUUAAUUCAUCUUGAGUUAUGAAUUACUGUCCUAACAUUUCAAAGAUAAUUCAUUCAGUUGCCGAACAGAACAAAGCUGAGUUCUUCAACCACAAUAGUAGUUUAAAGAAUGUAACUUACACGUAUGUAAU